Racocetra persica is the source of this 173-nucleotide messenger RNA. The record is from the annotation of a GenBank genome assembly. Lineage: Eukaryota; Fungi; Glomeromycota; Glomeromycetes; Diversisporales; Gigasporaceae.
CGUUUGUACUAGCGUUCGUACUAGCGUUCAUACAAAUGUUCGUACAAACGUUCGUACAAAUGUUUGUACUAACGUUUGUACAAACGUUCGUACAAGCGUUCGUACUAACGUUCGUACAAACGUUCGUACAAACGUUCGUACAAAUGUUCGUACAAACGUUCAUACUAACGUUC